Molecule: messenger RNA, 996 nt
Organism: Aphanomyces astaci
Lineage: Eukaryota; Oomycota; Saprolegniomycetes; Saprolegniales; Verrucalvaceae
Exons: 4
Coding region: 1-996 (331 amino acids)
Source: RefSeq, a predicted model, not a curated record
AUGGGACUCGACGACGAGUGUAAACCUUCCCCGUCAUCGAAACAGGUAGAAGCUCCACAAGGCGGCAAGCCUCAAGUUCCAAGACGUGAAGGCGGCCGGGAACACGCCGUCAAGAACAAUGGCACAGUGGGCAGAAAGGCCGAAUCGAUCGUGCCCAAGGGCGCCAAGAUGGGCUGCUUGACGUGCGAUGGCAGUGAUGUCGACCUUCCCUUGAUCCAUGUGGUGUCACCCCUGCAACAAAUGGAUUUCAAGUGGCCGACAGCCGCUACGAUCAGCGACAUCCAACGUCCAACCAUGGAAACGGACGAUGCUGUUGACCUACAUCAGCGCAUUUGUGUGAUCGCUCACCAAGGAGCCAGCAGUCACCGUCGCAUCGCAGCGACGAUUAAGUCGGUGUUCGACAUGUUUGUGUGGAAGACACUGUCCACGGAUGUCGAAGCGUUCGUGCGUGCCUGUUUGCACUGCCUGUGCAUUGACGGAGACAUGGUUCCCCGUCCAUUGGGUUCGUCGCUUCACGCGAAGACCAACGUGCUUAUCUAUUUCGAGUGGUUGUCGAUACCCAUGGCCAACUCUGGCCAAAAACAAGUGCGCCUCGUGAAUGACGACAUGCGUGGCUUUGUGCAGCUGUUCGCAGCAGCGUCCGUGAUGCCGCCGCGAACGCUCAAUGACCACCACCUCACGACAGCCUACAGUCCUUGGGCGGACGUGACUGUAGAAGUAGACAACCGACUUAUGCUGCGCGCCUUGAAGGCGCUACUCAGCGAAAUGAAGUUGAACGAAUGGCCGCAUGUGCAGCCCCUCCUUCAAGGUGCCCUCUACCAUCAGCCGGCGGUCCGGCUGGGAGAAAUUGUACCUGUGACAGCGUUUACGGAUCUGCCAGCCAUAACCCCCUGGCAGGCUUUGACCAUCCGACGUCGAAGGAAUUUCACGUCGCGGACUGGCUUGGCGCUGCCCGUCAGAAACAUGUCACUGACCUCUAAGCGGUGCAACUGGUAG